Messenger RNA from Thrips palmi, 1042 nucleotides. Its product is annotated as ran-specific GTPase-activating protein-like. The transcript is spliced from 6 exons. The record is from RefSeq and is a predicted model, not a curated record. Gene Ontology annotation, cellular component: cytoplasm; nuclear pore. Bases 192 to 926 code for a protein of 244 amino acids. Gene Ontology annotation, biological process: nucleocytoplasmic transport. Gene Ontology annotation, molecular function: GTPase activator activity. Lineage: Eukaryota; Metazoa; Arthropoda; Insecta; Thysanoptera; Thripidae.
GGCAACACUGCAUUGCAGCUGCCGCUGCCGCACGCGAAAACGGUGGUUGGGGUUGGCUUGUUUGUUUGUGCGUGAUUUGAUUUGCCUUGCCUUGCCGGUGUUGCUCUAAUUUCGUUGCAAUUCAUUUCCUCGUUGAGGGCGUGAGAGGAAUUAGCAAGCUUUUCUGGCAGCUAAUACUUCCUACGGACAUCAUGACAGAGGGAGAGACGGCUACUGUCACCAAUGGCACUGGAGAUGGGAGUGGUGAGGGAGACAAUGCCAACUUAAAUAAUUCGGCUGCCUCUGAGCAUGACCCUCAUUUUGAGCCUAUUAUCACCCUGCCAGAGGUGGAAAUUGCCACUUUGGAGGAGGAUGAGGAAGAAAUGAUUAAAUUACGGGCCAAGCUCUUUCGAUUUGACUCUUCUGAAACCCCAUCGGAAUGGAAGGAUCGUGGUGUUGGUUGGGUCAAGCUUCUGAGACAUCGCACCAGAAACACAGUCCGUGUAGUAAUGAGGCGUGACAAGACUCUGAAGAUCUGUGCUAACCACUAUGUGACACCUUGGAUGACACUCACUCCUAGCUGUGGCAGUGAGCGGGCUUGGGUUUGGUCUUGCAAAGCAGAUUAUGCAGAUGAAACUCCACGGGCUGAACUGCUAGCGAUUCGCUUUCAGAAUGCAGAAAUUGCCCAGAGAUGGAAGGACAAGUUUGAAGAAGCCAAGGAAAUAGUCAAGAAAUAUUUGGGGGAGGAAGAGUUGGGUACUGAAGAGGACAGUGAAGUUGAUACUACCAAUGAGGAGGAUACAAGCAUUUCACCAAGUAAAGAGGCUGAAAAAGAUGAGUCCAAGGAGGAGGCCAAAACCACUGAAGUCACUGAACAAAUGGAAAAAUUGAAUGUUGUUGAAAAGGAAGAACCUGAAAAGUCUGUCUCUGAACCAUCAAAUGAAUGAUCUGUUUAAACUUUUUCUUCAUGCCUAAAUUUUUGAUUUGCACUGAGAUUUACCUUAUUGUUACCUUUAACGUAAACAAAAUGAAAACUAUGGAAAUGUUGGAUCCAUCUAUUGAA